Molecule: messenger RNA, 3070 nt
Organism: Doryrhamphus excisus (bluestripe pipefish)
Lineage: Eukaryota; Metazoa; Chordata; Actinopteri; Syngnathiformes; Syngnathidae
Source: RefSeq, a predicted model, not a curated record
CUGGGUGUUGAUGUCUGCCGGUGGGCGUCUGCAGUGUCUGGCUGUUCCCUGACGCUGUCGUUUUUGGACACCUCCCGCCGUGAAACCUUCCUGUUUGCUUUUUUUUUAUCCGCUGCCCGAAGCAUCCAGGCGGCUCCUCGCCUCUCAUCUCCGACCCCCGCAGACAGCGGCCCCUGGCUAGGGGGUGCGGCGGUCCUCCCUCGGUCCACUUUACAUGGACACACGUGCAUCUCAUUUAAGGAGACUCCUGGAUGCUGAAAUGUCUGAAAAGGACUGGAAAUGCAUCUCCACGCGUGUUUGCUGCUCCUGGUCGUCACAACAGAUAAAACAUUGGCCUCAUGGCAGCACCGAUGUGAUGGAAUCAUCAUCCUGGACCAAGAGCCUGCAGACCACCUCAAUCUCACCACGCCAGAACUUGCCCUCGACGUCCCUCAAACCCCACAGGCCACCAUUUGCACCUGGACCCUGGACAUCCCGCCCGGUAGGACACUUCUCUUAAAGCCAGUGUGGACCGACGUUGGGGCGAGCGUUUCCCUUCGGUGCUUCUGGAGAGAAGACACUCAAGUUCUGGCAAGCGGCAAGACUGUCCAACUCUCCAACUGUGAGCAUGCUAACCUGACUUGGACAGGAAGUGGACGCUCUUUACAGGCCCUGCAGCUCUUCUAUUACGUUCAGGAAGAGCAGCAGAAUUCCACCGAGGAGCACACCAGCCCACAUUCUCUCCCGGACCUCACUGCUCCGUCCCAGACAGGGUCCAGCGACACAAGAACCACGUCUGUGGGGGUGACAGAACAGGUCAGAGGUCACCUCCAUGGAGGUUGGCUGCUGCUGCCCACCGCGCCCCGGACGGGAAUCACUGUGGCUGGGAGCACCGAUAGGGAAAUGCUCCCUCUUCCUGAGGAAGUCGGGAACAAUGGAGAGGAAGCAUCUGGUAGCCCUCAAACGCCGGUUCUGACCCAAAGCGCUCCAACAAGUCAGACCCUGAGCAGCUCCGGUGGCGACCACAACUCCACUUUUCCACCGAUCACAUCUUCCCCCGCCAGCAGGGGCUACAGAAGCACCCACGGGGAAGCUACCAGCGGGUCCCCUCCCAGUACUGAUGACCCGAGUGCUGAUCCGGCCUCCUCGUUAGGCUUCACUCUGCCCACUUCCAUGGGGACACAACCCCCCUCGGCCCCCGUGACAAAGCUGCACCCGCUUAUCACAUGUUCUCACCAGAACCUCAGCCAGACUGACUCAUCCCGUGUCCCCGGUGGGAUAGACCCGCUGACCCAAAUUCCUUUCACACCCUCACACGCAACAAAAACACAAAGGAACAUGAACACACGCUCCCCGGAUGCCACACAGUGGACAUCAGGUUCUCUUUGGACCACAAGAGACGGCAUGGUAGCUUCUGGAGAUGUCCUGAUGUCAGCAGGCUCGGAACGGGUUCCCCAGGAGACACCUGGACACACCCUCCGAGCAAGCACAGACCACCGCGCCACAGGUCUGGAAACAACACUCCAGCCUUCAGCACCCUCUUCCACGCUGGACCACACCACCAGAACCCCCGCUAUGUCCCACAGUGGCACCACCUCCCAAACAGCACCAGGUCCAAGCCUGGAGGUCCAGUCUGCAUCUACACAAAGUACCUUCAGCCCUGCCACUGUCCUGCCCCCCAAAGUCUACGUGGUGCCGGACCAGCCUGCCGCCAUUAGAGUGGAGUCCAUCCAACUGCUGCUGCAGAUCAUCGUGGAGGAGCCCGCUUCUGCUUCAGGUCCUGGCUUGGAGGAGGACACCAUUGCUUGGAUGGAGCCCUACCUUCAGAGGGCGUCGGGGUUCACCAGGCUGCAAGGAGUAUGGGGCAGCGGUCACGCCGUGCAGAUCCUACUGGAGUUCGAUACCAGAGGCGCUCUGCAGUGGCUCGCCUCCCAGGGAGCCUCCUCGCUACUGGAGAACACUCGAUUGGCUCAGGCCACUCGCGAGGGGCGGAGCUUCAGGUGGUCCAAGGUGGUCAACAUCACGCUUGGAGGCGUGCAGGCGGACGUCUGUGAUUGGUUGCUUGAGUGUCCAGCGGGCUUCCAGUGUACGUCUCGGCCGGGUUCUUCCAACUUCAGCUGCUCGUCGUCCUGCCACUUCGAGUUGUGCCGUCACCACGGCGUGUGCACGCACCACCCCGGCCAACUUCCUGUUUGUCGCUGCCUGACAGGUGAAGACUUCUGGUUCAUGGGAGCGAGAUGCGAUGUGAGGAUGACGAGGGCACGGCUGGUGGGGACGUGCGCGGCCAUCCUGCUCGUCACGGUGGCGCUCAUCGCCGCUCUGGCCUUGGUGGCUGUGAGACGCUACCGGGCCGCUCUGAUCCAGGCCAAAGUGGACCAGACCAGGAGCAGCUACCGCAGGUUCAACCACUUUGACGAGCUGUCGGCUCGCUUCUGGGAGCGCUCGGCAGACUCUGUGGACAAUCCCGCCUUCACGCGCUCAGACGAGCUCCUGCACCUCCGGGCCCUGGACCGGACCUGCUGUUACCAUGACGACACACUAUCGCUGGCCUCCACCUGCCCCAGCCACGCCACGCGACUCAACACCAUCUACCCCAACAGCUCCCAGUACGCUUGGCGAGGCAGCGAGAUGAGCGUGGGCGACGGCGUGCUGGACUCGGGUAAAGCCAGCGACCUCUCGGUGUGCAGCUGGCCCGUAGAACCCAUCCACUGGACCCCCUUCCCGCUCCUGCGCCAGCUGGCCUCGCAAAGGACGGCCCCGGUUCGGCCGUCCAGGCCGCGCUCAUACUGUGAGGGGAUGGAGCUGACGGACCUGAACCGGAGCUGGACCGCCUGAUGGCAGACGAACGUGGUAGCUACUAAAACGUCACGUCAACAGCGAUUCAACUCAUUUCAAGUCACAUGAUUGUAAAUAGAAUAAAUCACCAUCCCAUAAACGAUACCUGCAUUCAUCAUGUCACUAUGUGGAUUCAUCUGUCAAUACAUUUAUGAUGAUUAUGAUACAUUUAUAUUUAUAAUACAUGUCAAUACAAUUCUAUCUUUAAUGUCUUUUAUGACUUUCAUGUUAAAGCACAUGAAAAAUGACUACAGUG